AUGGCACCAAUUAAGCUCAUCGAGUAUUUCAGAGUAAAGCCACGCUGGCUCUUUGUCAAGAUCACUGAUGAGGAUGGCGUCGUCGGCUGGGGAGAAGGAACUCUGGAAGGUCAUACUCUGGCUGUCGAAGGAGCGCUGGACGAGAUCAUUGUUCGCUUAAUUGGGCAGGAUGCGAACCGCAUUGAACACAUCUGGCAAUUGAUUUGGAGACUCGGCUUCUAUCGAGGGGGACCUGUCUUUAUGAGCGCAUUGUCCGGUAUCGAUAUCGCGUUAUGGGACCUCAAAGCACGGAGGUUAAACGUCCCGAUCUAUGAGUUGCUAGGCGGCAAAGUUCGAGAAAAGUGUCAGGUAUACUGCUGGAUUGGCGGCGAUAGACCUGCUGACAUAGAGAACGCUGCAAAGGCAAGAAAAGAACAGGGAUUGACUUGUGUCAAAAUGAAUGCUACAGAAGACAUCGGCUGGCUUGAUGAUGCAGCAGUACUGGACGCGACAGUCGAGCGUUUGAAGAUUGUCAAGGGCCUCGGUCUGAACGCUGGUCUUGAUUUCCACGGUCGACUCCAUCGUCCAAUGGCUAAACAGCUGGCAAAAGCUUUGGAGCCAUACCGCCCACUCUUCAUCGAAGAGCCAAUUUUGGUGGAACACCCAGAAGCCCUCAAGCAGUUGGCAGCACAAACAAGCAUUCCGAUUGCGCUUGGGGAGAGAUUGUACCAUCGCUGGGACGCGAAGCCUUUCUUCGAAGCAGGAGUGAUCGAUAUUCUCCAGCCCGAUAUCGCUCAUGCUGGUGGCAUAUCAGAGACGAAGCGCCUCGCAAAUAUGGCGGAAACAUACGAUGUUGCGAUUGCACCGCACUGUCCCUUGGGUCCCAUUGCUUUUGCUGCAUCGCUGCACAUCGGGCUUUCCACACCAAACUUUGUCAUCCUGGAAAUGAGUCUUGGUAUGCACUAUAACACAGAAGCAGGUGAUAUUGAUCUCAACACGUACUUGAAGGACCAGUCAGUAUUCGGAAUUGAUGGUGGCCAUGUCAAGGCUCCUACUGGACCAGGACUGGGAAUCGAGGUGGAUGAGGAGAUGAUUCGCAAGAUAUCCGCCGAGACCCAACCGUGGCAGCCAAAAGAGUUCUUUGGGCCCGAUGGCUCCAUCAGAGAGUGGUAG
Aureobasidium namibiae CBS 147.97 is the source of this 1152-nucleotide messenger RNA. Its product is annotated as mandelate racemase/muconate lactonizing enzyme family protein. The transcript is spliced from 10 exons. Gene Ontology annotation, molecular function: galactonate dehydratase activity. Gene Ontology annotation, biological process: amino acid catabolic process; D-galactonate catabolic process. The record is from RefSeq and is a predicted model, not a curated record. Lineage: Eukaryota; Fungi; Ascomycota; Dothideomycetes; Dothideales; Saccotheciaceae. Bases 1 to 1152 code for a protein of 383 amino acids.